Messenger RNA from Orycteropus afer afer, 2793 nucleotides. RefSeq names its product phosphodiesterase 6A (gene PDE6A). Lineage: Eukaryota; Metazoa; Chordata; Mammalia; Tubulidentata; Orycteropodidae. Gene Ontology annotation, molecular function: 3',5'-cyclic-nucleotide phosphodiesterase activity; protein binding. Gene Ontology annotation, biological process: signal transduction. The record is from RefSeq and is a predicted model, not a curated record.
GACUGGAUUUGGUGCAGACUACAGAACUACCAUCCUUAGCUCCUCCACAGACAUAGCCGAUUUAAUUCCUAACCAUGGGAGAAGUGACAGAAGAGGAGGUGGAGAAGUUCCUGGACUCAAAUGUUGGCUUUGCCAAACAGUAUUACAACCUUCACUACCGGGCCAAAGUCAUCUCGGACCUCCUUGGGGCCAAGGAGGCAGCUGUGGACUUCAGCACCUAUCACUCACUGACCAGCGUGGAGGAGAGUGAAAUCAUCUUCGACCUCCUACGGGAUUUUCAGGAGAAUUUACAGACUGAGAAAUGCAUCUUCAAUGUCAUGAAGAAGCUGUGCUUCCUCCUACCGGCAGACCGCAUGAGCCUGUUCAUGUACCGGACCCGCAAUGGCAUCGCAGAGCUAGCCACCCGGCUCUUCAACGUCCACAAGGAUGCAGUUCUGGAGGACUGCCUGGUGGUGCCUGACUCAGAGAUUGUCUUCCCUCUGGACAUGGGUGUGGUGGGCCACGUCGCACACUCCAAAAAGAUUGCCAACGUUCCCGACACAGGACAGGAUGAGCAUUUCUGUGACUUUGUGGACACUCUCACAGAAUAUGAGACUAAAAACAUUUUGGCUUCCCCCAUAAUGAAUGGGAAGGAUGUGGUGGCAAUAAUCAUGGCUGUGAAUAAAGUGGAUGGGCCCCACUUCACCAAGAGAGAUGAAGAGGUUCUCUUGAAGUACCUUAAUUUUGCAAAUUUGAUCAUGAAGGUGUACCACCUGAGUUACCUGCACAACUGUGAGACUCGGCGUGGCCAGAUACUGCUGUGGUCUGGGAGCAAAGUCUUUGAAGAGCUCACUGACAUUGAGAGACAAUUCCACAAAGCUCUAUAUACAGUCCGUGCCUUCCUCAACUGUGACAGAUACUCUGUGGGUCUCUUGGACAUGACCAAGCAAAAGGAAUUUUUUGAUGUGUGGCCUGUUCUGAUGGGUGAGGUUCCACCCUACUCUGGUCCCAGAACUCCGGAUGGAAGGGAAAUCAAUUUUUACAAGGUCAUUGACUACAUCCUGCAUGGCAAAGAAGACAUCAAAGUCAUCCCGAAUCCACCUCCUGAUCAUUGGGCUUUAGUGAGCGGGCUCCCUACCUAUGUUGCCCAAAAUGGCCUGAUUUGCAAUAUCAUGAAUGCACCUUCUGAGGACUUCUUUGCAUUCCAGAAAGAACCUCUGGAUGAGUCCGGAUGGAUGAUUAAAAAUGUCCUUUCUAUGCCGAUUGUGAACAAAAAGGAAGAAAUUGUUGGAGUGGCCACAUUUUACAACCGUAAAGAUGGGAAACCCUUUGAUGAAAUGGAUGAGACUCUCAUGGAGUCUUUGGCUCAAUUCCUGGGCUGGUCUGUCCUAAAUCCUGACACCUAUGAGUCAAUGAACAAACUUGAAAACAGAAAGGACAUUUUCCAGGACAUGGUAAAAUAUCAUGUGAAGUGUGAUAAUGAAGAAAUUCAGAAAAUCCUGAAAACCAGAGAGGUGUAUGGAAAGGAGCCCUGCGAUUGUGAAGAAGAAGAGUUGGCUGAGAUCUUGCAAGGAGAGCUACCAGAUGCAGAGAAAUAUGAAAUUAAUAAAUUCCACUUCAGUGACUUGCCCCUAACCGAAUUGGAGCUGGUGAAAUGUGGGAUACAGAUGUAUUAUGAGCUGAAAGUGGUGGAUAAAUUUCACAUUCCUCAGGAGGCCUUGGUGCGGUUCAUGUACUCACUGAGCAAAGGCUACCGCAGGAUCACCUACCACAACUGGCGGCACGGCUUCAAUGUGGGACAGACCAUGUUCUCCUUGCUGGUGACGGGAAAGCUGAAGCGGUAUUUCACGGACCUGGAAGCUUUGGCCAUGGUCACUGCUGCCUUCUGUCAUGACAUUGACCACAGAGGCACCAACAACCUCUACCAGAUGAAAUCCCAGAACCCACUGGCCAAGCUCCAUGGUUCUUCCAUCUUAGAAAGGCAUCACUUGGAAUUUGGCAAAACAUUGCUAAGAGAGGAGAGCCUAAAUAUCUUUCAAAACCUCAAUCGCAGGCAACAUGAGCAUGCAAUCCACAUGAUGGACAUCGCAAUCAUAGCCACAGACCUCGCCCUGUAUUUCAAGAAGAGGACAAUGUUCCAAAAAAUCGUGGAUCAGUCUAAGACAUACGAGUCUGAACAGGAAUGGACGCAGUACAUGAUGCUGGAGCAGACACGGAAGGAAAUUGUUAUGGCCAUGAUGAUGACAGCCUGUGAUCUCUCAGCCAUAACCAAGCCCUGGGAAGUGCAGAGCAAGGUUGCUCUGCUGGUUGCUGCUGAAUUCUGGGAACAAGGUGACCUGGAGCGCACAGUGCUACAACAGAAUCCCAUUCCCAUGAUGGACAGAAACAAGGCUGAUGAACUCCCCAAGCUUCAGGUCGGCUUCAUUGACUUUGUUUGCACCUUUGUCUACAAGGAAUUCUCCCGUUUCCAUGAGGAAAUCACCCCAAUGCUAGACGGGAUCACCAACAACCGCAAAGAGUGGAAGACACUUGCUGAUGAGUACGAUGCCAAGAUGAAGGCGCUGGAGGAGGAGAAGCAGAAACAUCAGACAGCCAAGCAAGGAGCUGCAGGCAACCAGCCUGGGGGGAACCCUGGUGCAGCAGGGGGCACACCUGCAUCCAAGUCCUGCUGUAUCCAGUAGCAUCAAAGCAAAUCUGUGGACCAGAAUGGAACCACCCCCCUAGGAAGACAUUACCCAAGCCAGUGGAAAACCACACACCUUCUUGAGAAGUAAAAGAGUCGUAGGAUUUGAAAGCAGAAAGAGAAUUUAGCAU